This is a messenger RNA of Trichomycterus rosablanca, 8133 nucleotides long. RefSeq names its product Rho GTPase activating protein 21b (gene arhgap21b). Lineage: Eukaryota; Metazoa; Chordata; Actinopteri; Siluriformes; Trichomycteridae. Gene Ontology annotation, biological process: signal transduction. The transcript is spliced from 25 exons. Bases 278 to 5323 code for a protein of 1681 amino acids. The record is from RefSeq and is a predicted model, not a curated record. Gene Ontology annotation, molecular function: protein binding.
CGCUAACGUUAGCCCAAACUUUUAAAACCCGUUUUCCACUUUUAAACUACGAUAAACACAGGGAUGUGGAAUUUAUAUACCCCUUACGCGUCGGAUUGAGGAUUUUAAUCUGAUUUUCAAUGGGUUUUCGCUGUGGAAUUCGUUAUUUUGCGGCUUCAUUCCCAACAGGCUUUUUCACCGCAAGCGCCGGUGAACCUCCUCAAGAUGGGCGUCCACGCGAUGAUCUGAACGGUCGGAUUGCUUCGACACUGACAUAGAUGCGGACAGCAGCGGGGAAAUGAUGGCGACGGGUCGGAGGAGCGACGAGGAUGAGGCGAAUCACUCCCUCAGGACGCCGCUUUGUGACGACACGCAGGAUCAGUACGAACCCCAGGCCGCCACGUUCCAGCUGGAGGACGAGCCGUUCUCGUGGCCGGGUCCCAGAACGGUUCGACUGCGCCGCACCUCCACGGGAUUCGGCUUCACCCUGCGCCACUUCAUCGUUUAUCCACCGGAGUCUGCCGUACAUUCCAUUUUCAAGGAUGAAGACGGUGACCAUCGAGGGCGCCCGCGGAACAGGCUGGAGCCGAUGGACACCAUCUUCGUGAAGCAGGUGAAGGAGGGAGGACCUGCGCACGGAGCUGGACUCUGCACAGGUGAUCGGAUCGUGAAGGUGAACGGCGAGAGCAUCAUCGGGAAGACCUACUCUCAGGUCAUCAACGUCAUCCAGAACAGUGACACCUUCUUGGAGCUGAGCGUGAUGCCCAAGGAUGAGGACAUACUUCAGCUGGCGUACUCCCAGGAUGCCUACCUUAAAGGUCACGAUGCCUACAGUGGAAACGCUCGCCACAUCCCUCAGCCUCCGCCCGUAUGUUACCCACGAGUAGACUGUAAGCCGCUUGGCAUGGCGGAGGCCACGGAGAUACCAGCCUCGGGGGGGCUGCCGCCCGACCUGGGGUACCGCAUGGAGAUCCCCGUACCUCCUUCACCUCCGCCGCGGAUUUCCAAGACCCAGACGGCCGUGUGCGUCUGCAACGAGAGCGUCCGGACGGUGGUGGUGCCGGCCGACGUCCACGUGGCGCACAUGGGUCCCGACCCCAUGCUGAUGAGGACCAGGUCUUACCUCCAUCCACGCACACCUGACCUGUACCCGCCCGGUUACUAUGAAGACUCCUACGCUGUUCCGCCGUCUCGGUAUCACCCCCCUCCUUCCGGGAUUUCUCCAGCCUCCCAGCAGAAUAUCGACUGGCGGACGUACCAGACGUACAGGGAAUAUAUCGACCACAAGGGCCUCCACGCGUACAGCCGGACUAUCCAGGAGCGGCUGGACAGCCUGCGCGUUGCCGCCGCCGCGUCUCAGAACUCUUACGGCGUGGCGAACUUUGCGCAGAAGCCCGCUUGGGGCAAUAAAAUCCGACGGAGAAGCACGUCUCAUGACCGGUCCUACCAAGGACCCCCGGUGCUUCCGCCUCGUAGUGCCUCCCAGGAUCGGAUGACCAGGGCUGAGAGGGCGUCCCGGGCGCCGGACUGGCCACCUCGCAGCACGUCGUCAGACGGGAUCGCACGGAAGCCUCGAUUCCCUUCCUCGGACUACGUGGAGCACGAGUCGGCUCCCUGCAUGCCCUGGGCCGGGGACUGGCGAGGAGGCUACGGCAGGAUGGAGCCAGGGGUGCGUCCCAGUCGGCAUUCUAUCGCCCAUCGCCCGGUAAUAUACCCACCCGCUGUGGGGUACGGCAACAGCGUCCGGGUUAGAUCCGCGCCCCAUCAGCUGAGCGCCAGGGCGGACAUCCCGCCGCCCGUGCUUUCUUCCGAGCGGCUGCCACGCGCCGGCAAGAAUCGGGCCAGAGACGCCGCCUCUUUUUCCAACAAUCACAUUUCGGUUUCCACGGACAACCAGGCGCCCAGGACUCGAGGCGAGAGUCCGGUAGCGGGCCUGACGGAGGCCUCGCCGGGUCAGAGGUCAUCCUCAUGCUCGGCUUCCAUCCCUCCGAGGCAGCAGCAGACCCACACGGUGAGGUCGCACCCGCACAAUCUGAAGGGGUUGCCGGUGAACGGGUGCGGUCCUGCGGAGGGCGUGGUGCUGAGGGAGAAACCCCCGGCGGGAAAGACCCUGCGCCAUCCGUCCUACAUCCUGGCGGUGAACGAGCAGCAGCAUCAGGACCCGUUCGGCUCCGGCACCCUGGACGAGUCGCUCGACUCCAUCCCCUUCAUCGAUGAACCAGCCAGUCCCAGUGUGGAUCAUGAUGGGACCCACAUCUCGGCCUCAGCAGUGAUCUCCACCGCUCAGGCUUUAUCGUCUGACUCCCCGGGUCCAACAACGCCCAGUCCUCUCAUGCGCAGGCAGCUCUCUCACGACCAGGAAUCCCUCAGAAGUGCUAUUCUAGAUCAAAGUGGAACCAAAACGGAACGCUCGAAAUCGUAUGAUGAGGGUUUAGACAACUUCAGGGAGGAAGGACGACGACGUUCCAGUAAAGGUCUGAAGGUCUUCAGGAGGACUCUGGACGGUCAUAAAUCCUCAGACGACUCCAGUUCCAGACGAGACUCCUCAUCAGACAUUUUCACCGAUUUCUCCAGGGAGGGCUGGUUACAUUUCAGACAGCUGCACAUGGACAAGAGCAAACGGGCGGGCGGAGCCGCGCGGGGAUGGAAGCAGAUGUACGCCGUACUGCGAGGGCCCUCGCUCUACCUGUAUAAGGACCGCAAGGAGGCGUUCGCGCACUCGCAGCUGGACGACGAGCCGCAGCACGUGAGCCUGAAAGCGUGCCUGAUCGACAUCUCGUACAGCGACACCAAGCGCAAGAACGUGCUGCGCCUGACCACGUCCGACUGCGAGUACCUGUUCCAGGCCGAGAACCGAGACGACAUGCUGGCCUGGAUCCGCGCCCUCCAGGAGAACAGCAACCUGGACGAAGAGAGUGAAGGUGUGACCAGCACAGACUUGAUCAACAGGAAGAUCAAGGAGUACAUUUCCAUGAGUGCUCCUCCGAGUAAGACCGAGCCCUCGCCCAAAACCUCACGCCAGUCUCUGAGCAUCAGACACACCCUCCGGGGGGUGACGGGCAGCACCAGAGGUCCGAGCGCGCUCUCCCCCAGGAAUGAGCUGGACAGGAGCAGUAAAGACGACUCGAGUCCACCGCGGGAUAAAGCCCCGUGGAGGAGAGGAAUACCAGGGCUGAAGAAGAAGCCGCCCGAGAAGAAGUCCACGGCGGGCGUGAUGUUCGGAGUGCGACUGGAUAACUGCCCCCCUGCACACGACAACCGAUUUGUGCCGCUGAUAGUGGAUGUGUGCUGUAAGCUGGUUGAAGAGAGGGGUUUGGAGUACACGGGGAUCUACAGAGUACCUGGAAACAACGCUGCCAUCUCCAGCAUGCAGGAGGAGCUGGACACCAAAGGCAUGACCGACGUCGACCUGCAGGACGACAAAUGGCGGGACCUUAAUGUGAUCUCCAGCUUGCUCAAAUCCUUCUUCAGGAAGCUUCCAGACCCCCUGUUCACCAACGAGAAAUAUUCCGACUUUAUCGAAGCCAAUCGGACAGAAGACGCCGUGGAGCGACUAAAAGCACUAAAACGACUGAUCCAUGAGCUACCGGACCAUCAUUACGAGACUCUGAAGUUCCUGUCGGGACACCUGAAGACCGUCUCUGAGAACUGUGAGAAGAACAAGAUGGAGCCGCGUAACCUGGCUAUCGUGUUCGGCCCGACGCUGGUCAGAACCUCGGAGGACAACAUGACCCACAUGGUCACGCACAUGCCCGACCAGUACAAGAUCGUGGAGACGCUGAUUCAGCAGUACGACUGGUUCUUCUCAGACGAUGGACAGGAGGAACCUGUAACCACCGCCGAGCUGGAGAGUACGGUCCAGUCGCAGCCGGUUCCCAACAUCGACCAUCUGCUGACCAACAUCGGGCGCACGGCUCACUCGCCGGGAGACGUCUCAGAUUCAGCCACCAGUGACUCUGCCAAAUCAAAGCAGGGCUCCUGGGGGUCCGGUCAGGACCAGUACAUCAAAGAACUGCUGCCUUCGUCCAUCUUUGCCAACUGCAAGCGGAAAAGGACCAAGGACAAGCGGCAGGCGGGCGGCAACCCGAACGCCGUGUUCUCCAAGAAAGAGCUCCAGGACGAGAGCGAGCCGAACGACGAGCGUCACGAAGCGGAGAGCGACGCCGGCGUCGGCGACUGCCUGGAGAAGUCCGAGGACGCCGAGUCCAUGAAGAUCCGGUUCGAGUCGGAGCUGCUGCCGCUGAAAGCGCCGCGGUGCGACAAAUCCGGCGAGUCCUGCGACGAGAAAUACGACGCCAGGACGGCGAGGCAGAACUCGCUCUCGGACCCGCCGUCCAAUUACGACGAGGGCUGCGUGUCGGACCUGGGGACGCUGAACAGCACCAGCUCGCAGGCCUCGGGCCCCCGGCUCAGGCGCGGCAGGAUCCCGGGCCUGUGGAUGGAGAACGUGGGGGCGGAGGUGUGCUCCAUCACGUCCGAUUACUCCACCACCUCGUCCAUGACGUUCCUGACGGGGAUCGAGUCGAGCGCGCUGAGUCCGGCGCACGACGCCGACGACGAGAGGAGCGAACUCGUCAGCGAGGGGCGGAACAUCGAUUCGGACACCGAGAGCAACCUGUCCGUGUUCGUGCCCGUCAAGAAGGGCGCGCCCGCCGAAGACGAGAGCCUAUUAUCCGUCCCGGAGGGCGGGGCUACGUCCCUCCAGAGCUCGCCGAGCCUCUUAAUAACGCAGCGCAUCGUCGCCGGAGACACUUUAGCCCGGAAACGAGGGAGCCGGCAAAAAACAGACAGCGAGAGUUCGACCGACGGGAACCGGAGCGAUAAGGAGUCGAGCGUUUCCAAAUCGGACGAGGUUACAGGAAAAAACGCCCUGGAAUCUGACCCGGUGUGGCGGAUAAAAAUCACCGACCGGCUCAAGUGUCGCCUGCGCGCGUCCGCCGACGACAUGUUCGGGGUCGGCUCUCAGAGGACGCGAUCGCCGGAAACGCGCAGCAAGCGCAAGACGAACAUCCGGCGGCGCCACACCAUGGGCGGGCAGAGGGACUUCGCCGAGCUGUCGGUCAUCACCGGGAACGAACUGUCCGCCAUGGACCGCCUGAAACCCAAGUGCAGCUCGCAGGACUUCUCCAUCUCGGACUGGAUCGCCCGCGAGCGGCAUCGCACCAGCAACCCCGAGGUCAGCCUGGAGGCCGCCGAGCUCUUCGGCUCGCCGUUCAGUUCGGCGCAGAUGCUGAACGGCGGCGUGGCGGCCCAGAUCAAGAGCUUCGGCCUGGCCGCCGACGCCCAUCCGCACAAACUGUCCGGGGCUCAGGUGGUGCGCUCGCGGUUUUAUCAGUACCUGUGAACGGGUGUGUGUGAGUGCGUGUGUGUGUGAGCGAGUGUUCGGUACGCAGGCGGCGAGUGUGUGUUAUAUACGGAGCGGUACCGGGGUCGGGUCGAGUCCACAGUUUUCAAAACCCAUCAAUAUAGUGUUUAAACUGGCGUCACACUCGUUAUCAGUCGCGUACGUGUUCGUGGGGGGCGCAGUGGCGGCUCAGCGGUUAGCGUGUGCAAGUCUUGUGAUCAGAAGCAUAAGGGUUCGAGUCUCGGAACCCUCAGAAGUCGCUCAGAUGCCACAAAGACACCAGGAUUAAAGCUGCAGUGUGUAACGUUUAGUGACCUCUUGUGGUGGAAAAAUGUAACUGCGAGCGUUUUAUAAUAAUUUUUAUAUAAUCUGCUCGUUCUAAGUGAAACACAGAUGUGUUUAAUAUACAGACCUGCAGUAAAGUCACAUACCGCAGCUUUAAAUUCAGCAUCAGUCCAGAUCUCCAGAUUUGAAUCUAAAUAAAUUGGCUAGGAAGGCGGCAGCGCCCGAGAAGGAACACGCCGUAACGCGUCAGUGUUCGGUGUGGACUCGCUCGAGUCGGGUCCCUCUGAUCGGCAGAAUCGGCUCUACGUUCACAUUUAAUUUAAUCGAAAUGAGAUGAAAUGAAUCGACCCGAGGUCACGCGGUGAAGAGAACAGAACAUUCUCUCACGUCUCGACCUGGAGAACCCAGGAACGCCGUGGGAGGUCGGGCGUGGGAUGAAUUCGAGACGUCGGAGGGUUUUAAGAGAGAUGAAAGAUGAACGUGAUGUUGGAAAGACUUCAGUGUAAGUGUAAACGCGGGAGGAGGAGGGAACCUCAGUUUCUGAUUGGUCCUUCCGCUACCAAAAUGAAGAAUGUAUCUAAUGUGCUCGCUGUUAUCUUUAGUUUUUGUUUUUAUUGUACAGAGCUCUUGUCUAUGAUGUCGAUAUUGUAGAAUUGUGGGAUAGAAUUUGAUCAUUUAAAAAAAAAAAAAAAAAAAAAAACUAAAUCUGAGUAGUGAAGGUUCCUCCGAUGCUGUCGGAUUGUGUAUCGGAUUAAAUAAGGAUGAUCGGUUCCUGCAGAGAGAAACGGUUCGGCGUGACGUGAUGGAUGCACCGACCUGAAGCGCGUAUCGAUCUGUGUCAGUGUAAAACAGAAUCCUAAAAUUUCAAAACCAAUAUUAGUAGUGACUGAAACCCACUUCAAUCAAUAAAUAUGAUAAAUAAGUGUCCACUAUGUCCGCCAGUCGGUGAGGCGUCCGAUUUAGUAUUUAAUUUAGCGGGUCUGAUGAAACCCCUUGAACCAGAGCUGGUAAAUACAAUACGAUCAUGCGCUCACCAGCCGCCGUUACUCGGUAUCCUCGAGCACUCGGCGGACUCGACGGGUCGUGUCACUGUUACAGUGACCUCUGCUGUUCGGUUGCGGUGGUACAGAUACAGAUGGAGCUCAGACCCUGAUUCCAGUGAUUUUUCCAGAAAUGAAAGUGGAUUUUCAUGUAGUAGAAGGUUUAUAAACGGUGCCAAAAAUCACACUCAGGUCUGCCUUACAAGAGCAGCUCUAAUAAAUACAUAAAUCAAAUAAAAAGAAUUAAGAUUUAAGAAUUAGUCCCUUACCUUCAGUGCUCCGGUCACACCGCUGCUCCCUCCGAUCACGGUCGCCUCACAGCAAGAAGGGUUCUGGGUUCGAUCCCCAGGUGGGGCCGUCCGGGUCCUUUCUGUGUUGAGUUUGCAUGUUCUCCCCGUGUCUGCUCCGAUUGCCUCCCACAGUCCAAAAACAUGCAGUGAGGUGAAUUGGAGAUACUAAAGUGUCCAUGACUGUGUUCGAUAUAACCUUGAGAACUGAUGAAUCUUGUGCAAUGAGUAACUAUCGUUCCUGUCAUGUAUGUAACCAAAGUGUAAAACGACGUUAAAAUGCUAAUAAAUAAAACAAACAAACAAACAAACCCUCCGAUCAAGUCGAUGUUCUCAAGCAAGGGACUAAAACUGUGCACUGGAACCCCCAGUGGUCAGUGAUUGUACUGCAGGAGACUCUUAUUCUCCCCGCCUCCCUAAAAUCCCCAGAUUUCUCACUAUUAUUAUUUUCAAGUGUUUUAGUCGACAUAUUUAUUUAAAUGUAAUGAAAUUGGAAUAUUUCCGAAUGAUUUUACGUUCGAUCAGUGUUUCCGGACCCUUGUGUAAUAUCUGCGGUUGUAUUUAAAAGAAAGAAAAGCUGAAUUGUGAGUUACUGACUUGUAAGUUUGCAGAUUUCAUUUAAACUAACUGAAAGCUGCGUGCAAUAAUAAUAAUACGUUUUACCAGAAGGCGUCUCUAAAUUCCCGUGAUCGUGUUGUAUUGAAGACUUGAUGUGAACAAAAAAAAUCUAAAUGAGUUUGAAGUUGCUUUAGUCUGGGUCCCUCCCUGAAUCGGUGCAUCCGUGGUAAACCGUGGUCCGGUGAUGUGGUGAUGAAUUUGGAUAAGCAGGGUGAUCGACGUCAGUGAACUGUGAGACGAUGAGAUUCAUCAUCUGGUCUUAAAACAUUUUAAUAAUUUUACUUUAAACUGGAAUUUUAAAACGUUUGUGUAAAUGUAUUAAGUUUUUCUGUUUCGACUCGUUUUCCUUCUGUUGCUUCGGUUCCUUCUGUAAUUAUUGUACAGUAGAGACGCAGAUAAAAGGGACCUGGAUGAAUUUGGGUGGGGAGGGACGCGGAUAACGGACUGAACAAAUGGACCGGACGGUGUUAAUCAUCUUCAGGAGGAUGAAAUGUCACUAUGUGUGUGUUUUCUAUCAUGUCCUGUUCGCUCCAGAAGUGGACAAACGAAACACUGGAAAAUAAAAAGGCUUCGUGUCUGA